Phoenix dactylifera (date palm) is the source of this 979-nucleotide messenger RNA. The record is from RefSeq and is a predicted model, not a curated record. NCBI's taxonomy places the organism in Eukaryota, Viridiplantae, Streptophyta, Magnoliopsida, Arecales, Arecaceae.
CCCUUUUCCAAACUUCUCACAAGCUUUGCCAAUGCCAAACGCUUCUCCUACCUUGCCUUCCUUUUUUAAGGGCAUUGGCUUCUCCCAGUUUCGUUCAUUAGAACACCACAACUUACUUCCGUUUUCUCUCCUCCUCCUUCUCCUCUUCCCUUUCCAAGACAAACAUGGGCAAUUGUAUUGCUCUCUCCAAACCCAAUAGAGAAAUCUUAUGGGAUGACUCUUUGGAAGAUCAUAGAACCCCUAUAAGGAUCGCGAAGACUGAUGGCAAGGUGCUAGAAUAUCAUGGAGCGUCCGUCCUUGUAAGGGACUUUCUACCAGAUUUUGAUGGUUCUGGAGUUGGUGUCUCACAGCAAGCAUCACAACAUCUACGACCAGAACAUGAACUAAGGAUUGGAAGUGCGUACUACCUUCUUCCAUUGGGCACAACUAGCCUCACCUCUAGAGAUGAAGAUCCUUUGGCCGAGGACACAAAAGUUCUGGAUAGCAGUUGUAGGAGAGUUAAGGUAGUCGUAAAAAAGCAACAGCUUCAGGAGCUGGUUUCCAUGACGAUUUCGGUUGAGGAAGUACUGUCUGAAAUUUUAAGAAGGGAGGAUCGCAGAAUUAGUAGUCCAAGGAGCUGGGAGCCGCAGCUAGAGACCAUAUUUGAGGGAAGCGAAUAAUUAAUUUGGGCUUAUUAGAUUGGAUCAUUAACUUACCACCAGCAUAGAAAGAGAGUUAGGACAGAAUUUACAAAUUAACAUGAUGCAUGUAGUCAGUAUUUUGAAAGUAAAUCAACUCCAUGGCUUUGUUUUAUAUUGCUGAAGCUUGCAUGAAUGAUAUUCUAAUUGCAAGAGGCUUAUUGUUCAACAACCAGUCUUUAGUGCGUUGAAAUAUUUGAGAAAUUAAAAAAUUCUCAUUGCCUCGGUGACAAAGAAGAAAUAUAAUGAAAAAUGUACUAAAAUUUACGAUCAACUGUAGUCUAAUAAAUUACUUUUUUUUU